AUUUUUAUUUAUUUUAUUUAUUUAUUUAUUUAUUUAUUUAAAUUAUCCUUCUCAUGCUCACAACCUGUGGACUUGUACUCUGACUGGUGCAGCCAGAAAGCUAGGCUGGUGGGUACCGGCUCAGGCGCCAGACACGGUGGCGCCUGGUAGCGGUGUUGAAAUGAAGUCCUCCUGGUUCUGAUUUCUCUGGCGGAAGACUGCACCCACUCGCACCCUGGACUGGAAGUCGUGGCCCGCCGUGUCCUCCAGCCCCUGCCUUUCAACCCGCCACCCCUUUAGCUAGCAGUCCUUAUUUGACAAGCCAGUGACUAUUGGCUGAAGUUCCCCAGAGAUUUGCAUGAACAGAGAGGGAGUGUCUUCUGCCGCCCGCCCCGCGGAGCGCGCCGACUGCAGCCUCCGCGGGAAUGCGCGGCCGAGGGAAGGCGCGCAGCUCGCCGGCGCUGGCAGUGAGCUGGCGCCGGGAGACCUGGCAUCCGCGCCUGGAUAUGGGGCGUCUAAGUCGUCCCAGGAGCAGGACCAGCCACAGAAACCUGCCGCCACUGUUUCUGUUUUUCCUGUUCGUGGGACCCUUCAACUGCCUCGCGAGUUACAGCCGGGCCACGGAGCUUCUGUACAGUUUGAACGAGGGACUGCCCGCCGGAGUGCUCAUCGGGAGCCUGGCGGAGGACCUGCGGCUGCUGCCUUCCUCUGCAGGGAGUCAGGACGAGCCCUCGCAGCUAUCACAGCCCACUGGCGCUGGGCAGAGCCCCCCUCUCUCCUUCAGCCUGGCUUCCCAGGGACUGAGUGGUCAGUACGUAACCCUAGACAACCGCUCUGGAGAGCUGCACACUUCUGCCCAGGAAAUUGACCGGGAAGCCCUGUGUCUUGAAGGAGGUGGAGGGGCUGCCUCUGGCGGCAGCAUUUCCAUCUCCUCCUCACUUGCCUCUGACUCCUGUCUCUUGCUGCUGGAUGUGCUGGUUCUGCCUCAGGAGUACUUUAGGUUUGUGAAGGUGAAGAUCGCCAUCCGGGAUAUCAAUGACAAUGCCCCGCAGUUCCCUGUUUCGCAGAUUUCGGUUUGGGUCCCAGAAAACGCACCAGUAAACACCCGACUAGCCAUAGAGCACCCUGCCAUGGACCCAGAUAUAGGCACUAAUGGGGUACAGACCUAUCGCUUACUGGACUACCAUCGUAUGUUCACCCUGGACGUGGAGGAAAACGAGAAUGGGGAGCGCACCCCCUAUUUAAUUGUCAUGGGUCUAUUGGACAGGGAGACCCAGGACCAGUAUGUGAGCAUCAUCAUAGCUGAGGAUGGCGGAUCUCCACCACUGCUGGGCAGUGCCACCCUGACCAUUGGCAUAAGUGACAUUAAUGACAACUGCCCACUCUUCACUGACUCACAGAUCAAUGUCACUGUGUACGGGAAUGCUUCAGUGGGCACACCAGUUGCAGCAGUCCAAGCUGUGGAUAGAGACUUGGGAACCAAUGCAAUGAUCACCUAUUCUUAUAGCCAGAAAGUUCCACAAGCAUCUAAGAAUUUAUUUCAUCUGGAUGAAAUUACUGGCAUCAUUAAACUUUUUAGUAAGAUUGGGGGAAGUGUCCUGCAAAGUCACAAACUCACCAUCCUUGCUAAUGGCCCAGGCUGCAUCCCUGCUGUGAUCACUGCCCUGGUGACCAUUAUCAAAGUCACUUUCAGACCACCUGAAAUCAUCCCACGGUAUAUAGCAAAUGAAGUAGAUAGUAUUGUGUACCUGAAAGAACUGGAACCUGUGAACACCCCAAUUGCAUUCUUCACCAUAAGAGACCCAGAAGGCAAAUACAAGGUGAACUGCUACCUGGAUGGUGAAGGGCCAUUUAGGUUAUCACCUUACAAACCAUACACUACUGAAUAUUUACUAGAAACCACAAAACCUUUGGACUAUGAGCUACAACAGUUCUAUGAAAUAGCUGUGGUGGCCUGGAACACUGAAGGUUUCCAUGUCAAAAAAAUUAUUAAAGUGCAACUCUUAGAUGACAAUGACAAUGCUCCUAUUUUCCCUCAACCCUUGAUAGAGCUAACCAUUGAGGAAAACAACACACCCAAUGCCUUUUUAGCUAAACUGUAUGCUACAGAUGCUGACAGUGGAGAGAGAGGGCAAGUGUCUUAUUUUCUGGGACCUGAUGCUCCGUCAUAUUUUUCCUUAGACAGUGACACAGGAAUCUUGACAGUUUCAACUCAGCUGGAUCGAGAAGAGAAAGAAAAGUAUCGGUACACUGUCAGAGCUGUUGACUCUGGGAAGCCGCCCAGAGAAUCAUUAGCCACUGUGACUCUCACAGUGCUGGAUAAAAAUGACAAUAGCCCUAGAUUCAUUAACAAGGACUUCAGUUUUUUUGUGCCAGAAAACUUUCCAGGAUAUGGUGAAAUCGGAGUAAUUAGUGUAACAGAUGCCGAUGCUGGGAGAAAUGGGUGGGUUGCCCUCUCAGUGGUGAACCAGAGUGAUAUUUUUGUCAUAGACACAGGGAAGGGCAUGCUGAGAGCUAAAGUAUCUUUGGACAGAGAGCAGCAAAGCUCCUAUACGUUAUGGGUGGAAGCCAUUGAUGGGGGUGAACCUGCACUCUCUUCUACGGCAAAAAUUACAAUUCUCCUUUUAGAUAUCAAUGACAAUCCUCCUCUGGUUUUAUUUCCUCAAUCUAAUAUGUCCUACCUGUUGGUACUACCUUCCACACUCCCUGGCUCCCCAGUUACAGAAGUAUAUGCUGUUGACAAAGACACAGGCAUGAAUGCUGUCAUAGCUUACAGCAUCAUAGGAAGAAGAGGGCCAAGGCCCGAGUCCUUUAGGAUUGACCCCAAAACUGGCAACAUUACAUUAGAAGAGGCAUUGCUCCAGACAGAUUAUGGACUCCAUCGUUUACUGGUCAAAGUGAGUGAUCACGGAUAUCCUGAACCUCUCCACUCCACGGUCAUGGUGAACUUAUUUGUCAAUGACACUGUCAGUAAUGAGAGUUACAUCGAAAGUCUUUUAAGAAAGGAGCCAGAAAUUAAUAUAGAGGAGAAAGAACCACAGAUCUCAAUAGAACCAACUCAUAGGAAGGUGGAAUCUGUUCCCUGCAUGCCCACAUUGGUUGCUCUGUCUGUAAUAAGCUUGGGGUCUAUCACACUUGUCACAGGAAUGGGCAUAUACAUCUGUUUAAGAAGGGGGAAAAAACACCACAGAGAAGAUGAAAAUUUGGAAGUACAAAUUCCACUAAAAGGAAAAAUUGACUUGUGUAUAAGAGACAGGAAACCAAUGGAUAUUUCUAAUAUUUGAUGCUUCACUGUGGAAGAACACAGAGAUGAUAUAACUAACUUUGGAUAGCCUUCACUACCCAAACAAUAAGUGGCUGGCAGUUCCAAUGAAGAACAACUAAUUUAUAACAUGUACUAUAAUGUAAAUAGCUGUUUACAGGUUUUUAAAUUCAAAAUCAGAGGUUAUAAAAUGUGUACAGCCAUUUUUAAAUGAAAAUUAAUACUAACAGCUAUAGAACUACUAUUAAAAAAGUUUAGACAUGGUUUACCACUAUCAUACAACAGGCCGAUGAUUACUAAAACCUGGAAGCAAAGGUAAGAAAUCAGUAUAUUGUAUUUUUGUCUAACAAGUCCUAUAACCACAAGAGGGCAUCAGCUGCUCCUUUGCAAGGAACAGUUUUGAGGUAUUGUACAUGACAGAUGUUGUAUAUGAAAUUAAUGAAAGAGUAUAUUUUAAAUAUAUUGUUUUUAUGUGAAAUUAAAGUAAAUUUCAUCCUAAAUUAAAUGUAUAAGAAAGGAAAUAAAUGCAUUUAUAAAUAUGUUUAUUACCUCACAAGUUCAUCAUGGAUAGUUUAAAAGAGAAGGCAUUACAAAGAAAGUGCAAUUGCUUUUUUGUAAAAACAUGUCAUGUGUUAAAGAUUUGACCUGCUGAUGAGUAGUUCACUCUCUGUGUACUCAGAUUGCUUUCUGUUUGCCUUACCAUUUUUCACUUGCUAUUAUUACAGGGGACAUAUAUAUGUUUCCCUCCUUACAGAAAAAUGUAACUAGAAAUUGUAUCCAAGGAAAACAGCCAGAAGCAAAGAAGUUAGUUGAACUCUUAGAUGCUUCGUAGGUGUUCAUGAUAUUUUGGUGCUUUCCAAACUUGUUGGUUGUACUUUAUACUUUGGUUAUAUGUGAGCUUUUUACAUGCUUAUACUCAUCUAGCACAUAUGAAAAUAAAACAUGGAAAAAGAAAUUAUUCUAGACGUUAAUGUACACUACUGGUUGUUUUCCUUGAUGUCUUCUAAGAGAUCUAUACUUAUCUUUUGUUGUUGCUUAGGUUUGUUGACUACCAAUUCUGACUUCCUUUCUCUGGCUUUGGAUUAAGUCCAAGAGUUGAUUUGUAAUCUCCAGCAGCAGAUAUCUUUGAUAAUUUUGCUUUUCCUAAAUCCUUUGCAAUGAAGCAAGCUGGUUCAUUAGUAAUUGAUUACUUUUACUUCAUUGUGGGAGCUGGAAAUUUCAUUUAAAAGGAGAUGUAAGGCAAAUCCAUCUGUAAACAAGGAAUGUGUUAGUUUAAACUGGAUUGUUCUGCUUUUUUGGCAUCACGUGUGUGUACUGUACGGAAACAUGUUUUUAUGUCUGCAAAUUAAAAGGUAUAUAUUUUCAUA
Messenger RNA from Erinaceus europaeus (western European hedgehog), 4608 nucleotides. It is a transcript of the gene PCDH20, whose product is annotated as protocadherin 20. Gene Ontology annotation, cellular component: plasma membrane. Gene Ontology annotation, molecular function: calcium ion binding. NCBI's taxonomy places the organism in Eukaryota, Metazoa, Chordata, Mammalia, Eulipotyphla, Erinaceidae. Bases 405 to 3263 code for a protein of 952 amino acids. Gene Ontology annotation, biological process: homophilic cell-cell adhesion. The transcript is spliced from 2 exons. The record is from RefSeq and is a predicted model, not a curated record.